Linum tenue is the source of this 1673-nucleotide messenger RNA. NCBI's taxonomy places the organism in Eukaryota, Viridiplantae, Streptophyta, Magnoliopsida, Malpighiales, Linaceae. The record is from the annotation of a GenBank genome assembly.
AUGUCGAUCAUAGCUAUUUUGCUCCUAUCUUUUCUCUUCUUCAUAUCUCUAUGGUGCUCGAUAGCAUUUCUAUCCAAGAGCAAAAGCGCUCCCGUCGUCGAAUGGCCGGUGGUGGGCAUGCUUCCGGCCCUGCUUUGGAAUGCAACCACCGAUCUCCACGGCUUCGUCGAUCGAGUCGUGAAAGAGAGCGGCGGCACGUUCGUGUUCAAAGGGCCGUGGUUCGCCAAGCUGGACUUCGUGCUCACAAGCGAUCCCAUGAACGCCAACCACAUCUUCAGCAAGAACUUCGCCAACUAUGGGAAGGGUGAAGAUUUCAUGGCCGUGUUUGAGGAGUUUUUCGGGGAAGGUAUCGUCAACACUGAUGGCGAGUCGUGGAAGAUUCAACGACAGAGGAUCCAUUCCUUGUUCAACAAGGAUGGGUUCGAAAGCUUCGUCAUGGAAACCCUCCAACGGAAAAUGGAGGGCACCUUGUUCCGAGUCCUUGGUGAUAUUUGUUCGUCACGAGGACUCGGAGAUGGUCAGGUGGACAUGCAGGACGUGGUGAGCAGGUUCAUGUUUGACAAUAACUGCAUGUGGGUCUUGGGAUUCGAUCCAGGUUACCUUUGUGUUGACAGACGUUUAGAUACCUUCUCUUGUGGUAAAGCAUAUGACGAUUUUGAGGAGGCGGCCAUAUACCGACUUAUCGUUCCCAGAGGUGUGUGGGAAUUCCAGAGAAGACUUGGGGUUGGAUCGGAGAAGAAGAUUAGCCAAAGUAUUAAAAUCUUGGAUGAGUUUUUAUACGGUGUCUUGAAAGCUAAGAAACAAGAGUUGCACAAAGAAGAACAACGUCAGCAACUUGAUUUCCUAACACAAUGGAUGGUAGCGGAUGAGAAGGGAGAAAGUUCAGAUAAAUUUCUACGUGAUUUUGGAGUGACUUUAGUCGCAGCAGGGAAAGACACUAUGUCUUCCGUUUUAACUUGGUUGCUCUGGCUGGUUGCGAUCCACCCUGAGGUUGAAAGAAAGAUUCUCGAGGAGAUUGAGCGAGUAGUGGUAAUGGCUACACCGGGUCCAACUCAAAGAGAAGGAGGAAGAUUAGGGUUUCCCAUAAUAACUAAGGAUGAGAUGAAUAGGCUUGUGUAUCUCCAUGCAACCAUCUGCGAGACGUUGAGGUUGUACCCACCUGCACCAUUCGAGGUUAGAUGUGCAGUUGAAGAUGAUAUGCUCCCUAGCGGCCAUCUCAUUCAUAAGGGCACUAGGAUUUUGUUCUCCAUAUACUCCAUGGGAAAGAUGAAAGAGAUAUGGGGGAAUGAUUGCAUGGAGUUCAAGCCUCAAAGAUGGAUUUCGGAACAAGGAAACAUAAUCCACGUCCCAUCGUACAAGUUUUUAAAUUUUUUGGCAGGCCCAAGGUCUUGUUUGGGGAAGUCGUUGUCUUUCAUGCAACUCAAGUUCGUGGUGAGUAAUCUUUUAUGGAACUACAAGUUUGACAUGGUAGAGGGUCAACUUGUCAAGCCACUUGCGUCUAUUAUGCUGACAAUGGAAAACGGCUUGAAGAUGAGAGUUUCCAAGAGGGAUUUUUAGGAAACAUCAUCAUAAUAAUUGUGGUUUAUAAUAAAUAUUGGUAUGAGCUGGAUUGGUAUCUAAAUAAUGUUGUAAUAUUAUUAUCAUCAUUCAUAAUUAUUAUUGUCUUAUACAAC